This is a messenger RNA of Gasterosteus aculeatus aculeatus (three-spined stickleback), 2387 nucleotides long. Its product is annotated as tripartite motif-containing protein 16-like protein. Gene Ontology annotation, molecular function: protein binding. The record is from RefSeq and is a predicted model, not a curated record. Lineage: Eukaryota; Metazoa; Chordata; Actinopteri; Perciformes; Gasterosteidae.
GCCCGUUCUGACCGACGGCGACAUUCAGGAAACCUCAACGCGGCAAAAAGCAGAAAGGAUGAUCAGUGGUCCGAAGAACGUGAGAAUCAAGCGCGCCCCCGACAGACCUGAAAGAAUCACGAGCUACAUGCCCGACAUCCCCGAGCCAACAUGCAGAGCCGAUCUCCUGAAACACUGGAUUAACCUUUCCCUGGAUGACAAGACAGCCAAUAAGUUGCUGUGGAUCACGGAGGGCGGAUCCAAGGUGUCGCGCAUGACCGAUGAUGUCACUUGUCCCGUCCUGGACCGGCCGGAGAGAUACGAGUUUUCCCCCCAGGUCCUUUGCAAAGAGGCAAUCUCGGGCUUCCGAGCUUACUGGGAGGUCAAGUGUUCGGGAUGGGUGGUCACCGGAGUCGCCUGCGAGGGGGCCGGGCGGAGGGGGUGCGACGGACAGUGCGGGCUGGGAGAAAACGACCAGUCCUGGGGUCUCGGGUGGAGCGGCUCCAGCUACCAGCUGUGGUUCGACGGCAACAACACAGACAUCUGGAACGUUCCCCAGUGCUCCACCAUCGGGGUGUACCUCGACCACCCGGCCGGUCUCGUCAACUUUUACGCCGUCGAAGAAGCGGCGGAGGGAGACGGAGGCGAAGACGGAAAGAGGACCCGACUGCUGCAUCAGACUAAGAGCUCCUUCAAGGGCAGAAUGCUGCCGGGCUUCUGGGUGGGACAGAAGUCCUCGUGCUGCUUGAUUAAACCGGAAGGGUAAAAGGAAGAGUGUGAGUUUUCCCGUUUCCGUUGAAAUAUGUCCACACGUAUGUCCACACGUAUGUCCGCAAUGCUAAUCGAGAAUCUCUGUACGAAGACCCCCACUUAUCAUCGAAACGCGGCUGUUUGUUCGCGUGUCAUUAACCUGUGAACUUUUAUCAAAACCCGAAUGACUUUUAAUUGAAUAAACACAAAGAGACACUUGUGACAUUAUUUUUAGAGAACAUCUAUUCUACACAUGUAAGCAUUUAAACACAACCACACCUUCAGUCGCCGCGGGUCCUGCAUUCCUCGCCCCCGGGGGGGUCAAGAGGCCGUAGGGCUGGUGACACGAAAGCAGAUCCUGCGGAGCCAUGAGCCCCCGUGUGAGCACACACAUGACGCCGCUGAGGCCGCAGGGCGGGAGUCGAUGGAUUAAAAGAGGAAGGAUCCUCGACUCGACUUUUUUUUUUUUUUUAGCAGUGUAGUUUUUCACAGCCCACAAACAUCUGGUUUAGGGUUAAAGGGACAAAGAGGGAAUAUCAGUGGAAAAUACAAAUAAAGAUUGUAUCAUUUCUGUCACGUCUCAGUAGUUCUCAAGGACACGUUGUCAUGACGGCAACCUGAACAGCCUGAUGGGAAAGUCCGUCUAUAAUGAAGUCCAAUAUCGCUCAUUAGCAUUUAGCCGACAUGAAUGUAAAUCACACUACAGACCCAAAUAAAACAGAGAUAAAAUCUAAAUCAAGCUCCUCUUAUAAUUCAUUUAUGGCUGAAAUAAAUUAACUGGAAGCAAUUGACAAGUAAGUUAUUGUGAAAACUAAAUUCUCUAAUACAUUUCCAAAGUCUGUAGUACAUAAAUAUGUGAAAGUGUAGAAUUUAUUUCGUAGACCUAAACAUCUGCAGCAGUAAAAUGUAAGUUUUUAGGAAGUUUGGUUUUAAAAUGUAAUGGAUGAUAAAGUUACGCUGUCAUAAGUAUUAAAAGUAUUUAUUUUUACUUAACAAGGCUGAUUACUGUAAAACCUCUUCAAUAAAAUCUUGUGAAUUAAGAUUGGAACAGAGUGACAGAAUGAAUUGAAUAUUCUAAAUAUAAGCUUCAUGUAAUAUAAUUACAGCCCUCUAAUAAGCCUUUGGCUGUAACCUGUUGGUAUUUAGGUGCACAGUAGCCAGUUGGACAUCCUCAUGCACGUCUUUCCUCCCACGAGGGGACACACAGGGACACUUUCAAUUUUGAUGGAAUGUAAAUGAAAUCCUCAGCUCAGCAGCCCGUUAGUACUCGUAAGUGAAUAACCACUGUGGACCUUUCUGUAUUUGUGUUUGCUGUUUUUUACGUGUACAAAAAUUUGUUGUAAAGAUUGUAGAGUUUUAAGAGUAAUUGUUUGGCCACAUUAACCAUCUUCCUUUUCAAAAUGGUACUUCCUGAUAAUUCCGCUAGGUGGUGCCGUGGUGUCAUAAAUGAACUAAAGACAACUGCACUGAGCAACAAGGCCAGUAAUUGUGCUUUAAAACGUUUACUUUGGGUAAUCUGGGGGAUUAAUCACAGACAUUGAUUCUAUUCUAUUUAUUCUAAUCGUAUCUUGAACACUGUAGCAUGAGCUCUAAUUGACUGAUAAGAAAUGUGCUGGUGUCGAUUAUAAAUGCAAGUAAAUCCAAUUAAAAAACGUAAU